AUGUCGCUGGUAGACAGGGUCGCCUCAGACGCCAGAGCGGAGCUCCUGUCUUCCAUCGCAAACGUCAUCGUUUCCAUCGAAAGGUCGCAAUCUGCGGAAUCUAGCGCCUCGUCAAACGAUGUUAACGGGCAUAGACAGGUUCCGUAUCGUGUCGCUGGGACUGUUUCCUCCCCGGAAAGGGGUGAAUCGCAGGACAGUGCCGGCUGGAUACGUCAGUUCAUAUCCAAAGGAAAUAAGCUGAAUGUGAACUGCACGCAGGAUGUGCACGACCUUGUAUCGCAUUUGUUCGCCACGGACGAGCUUUCGGCUCUGGGACUGGACUCCUUUAAGACGCUGGCUGCUCAACAGUCAUGGCGCUCAUCACCGAGGAAGGGCGACGGCAAGGCGACUGGCGGCUCAUACACACUGUACAUGAUUCGACCGACGCUGCCAGAUGCUUCUCAGCUCAAGUCGGUGCUACAUUAUGACAGGAGCGAGUGCUACGUCUUGUGUCUGCCGGAGGUGUCCGACAUGUUCCCCGGCGUGCUGCAGGGGAUGCUUGGCAAGUCGUUCACCGUGCUGCGCGGCAUCGGUGGGCACCAUGGCAAUCGAGUGGUGCACCUAUACAGCUGCAAUGUCCAUAUGGCGCCGGUUGAGUCGUGCGUGCUUUCCAUGUUCAUCUCCCGGUCAUUCCAGACGUUCUACGCGGAAGGGGAUCCGAUGGCGUCGUGGUUCUACGCCAAAGCGUUUGAGCACCUGGAAAGUCGGAUAUUCGACGGCGCAGUGCCAAGAGUCACAUGUCUAGGGCACCUUUCGCGGCUGGUGGGUGAGGUCAUGCUGAAGGGUCGAAGAGACUCCGCGGCUGACCUGAUCAUACUCGGCUCUGAGCGGUCGCACUCGGGGUCGGACAUGCCGUAUCUGACCAAGGAAAUGAAUGAGAAUCGCUACAGGAAACAGGGCACAGCGGCUGACUCUGCCGAAACACAGUCUGCGAAAGCAGGAGAUAAAGGUAGUAAUGCUAGUGCGCAGGCGACCACGGACACCAUGCGACUGCUUCGUCAGUCGUCGGUUGUGGACGAGGCUGUGCUUAUAGACCGAUAUGUGGAUUUGGUGACUCCUAUGUGCCUCAACUUCACAUACGAGGGCCUACUGGAUAACCUGUUUGGAGUGGUACAGGGUCAUGCGCACCUGCCGCCCGGGGUUGUGGAGGGUUCAGCGGGCGCUGCACCUAUAGGCAUCCUGGACCAAUAUCGCAGUAAUAUCGCAUCAAAUAGAGGGGCAUUAGCUGCUAGAGCCACUCAAUCCGGCUCUGUCCUGACGCUGAGCUCGCCUCUGUACAAAGAUAUACGCUGGAUGAACUACAGCGAGGUGGGCAAGUACCUGCAUCAACGUGCGCUACAGGUGCACAAAGGGUACGAACGCGGCGAUUUGUCUACUCUAGGCGAAAUGGACGCUUUCGUGAAGAAAUUUAAAAACCUGCAAAAGGAGCAUUCCGAACUCUCAGUGCAUGUCAACUUGAUGUCGUGGCUCUCUUCGCUGGUCAACGGCGAUCUCAUCCAACUCUUGCAGCACAUGGAGGACACCAUACUGCAAUGCUCGUCGGACGUGAAGCCGGAUGACUCCAAGUUGGCCUCCAUUACAGCUAAACUGUUCAACAAGCCGUGCGACCCGUGUGUUGCACUGUUCCUGGAUCUCAUUUUCUGGAACGUCGACGUUAAUCAGCUGUAUAGGCUGCUGGUGCUUGCAAGCCAAACACGAGAUGGGAUCAAGUCUAGCGAUUUGCAGAACAUCAAACGCGCCGUGGUAGAUCAGUACGGGUUCAACCAGUUGCUGGCGAUGCAUGAGCUUGAACGCAUGGGGAUGGUGCGCAUUAACGAUGCGCCAGACGGACUGCGGUGGUCUCGUCUUUGCAAGAAGUUAAAUUUGCUGGUAGAUAGGGACACAGGUACAGCUGACUACUCGAUGAUUUUCGGAGGUUACGCGCCAAUAUCGUUGCGGUUGUAUCAGUUGAUCGUGCUGUCACGUGGCAUAGGUUCCAUUCAGUCGGAGCUACGAUUGCUUAAUUGCCCAGUGUCGGUGCUGCGGCAGAAAGGCCUCGUUGCUGAUCAGAAGCGCCAGGAAGCCAAAGCUGCAACCUAUAAGCUAUUGGGUUAUCUGGGAGGCGUGACGCUGGGCGAAAUUGCCGCCGUCGCAUACCUUAACCAGAAGCAAAGUCAACAGAUACUUCUGCUGACUACGGACAUAGUAGGCAUGCGGAACAUGCUCAAAGUAGACGCAUAA
Messenger RNA from Babesia bigemina, 2259 nucleotides. RefSeq names its product VACUOLAR PROTEIN SORTING (VPS33), putative. Gene Ontology annotation, cellular component: vacuole; CORVET complex. The transcript has a single exon. NCBI's taxonomy places the organism in Eukaryota, Apicomplexa, Aconoidasida, Piroplasmida, Babesiidae. Gene Ontology annotation, biological process: vesicle-mediated transport; intracellular protein transport. The record is from RefSeq and is a predicted model, not a curated record. Bases 1 to 2259 code for a protein of 752 amino acids.